AAUACCAACACGUCCAGCUGCUAUUGAUCUGCGAACAGACCAUAUAACUCCAAGAGACAUUUCCAACAGAGGUAGGAAACCACUGAGGACUUUCUUCAAGUUUGACUGCUGUGUUUUCAUCUUCACUUGGAAGGACAAUGUCUGCCCAAUCAGAGGAAGAUCUCUCCUGUCCAGUCUGCCAGGAUAUUUUCAAAAAUCCUGUUAUCCUGUCAUGUAGCCACAGCUUCUGUAAAGACUGUUUGAAGAGCUGGUGGAGAGAGAAACCAACACGUGAGUGUCCAGUUUGUAAGAGGAGAUCCUCAAGAGAACUCCCACCUUCAAACCUGGCUCUAAAGAACCUGUGUGAGGCCUUCAAACAGGAGAGAGAUCAGAGAUCUUCGGAGUCUCUCUGCAGUCUGCACUCUGAGAGACUCAAACUCUUCUGUCUGGACCAUCAGCAGCCAGUUUGUGUCGACUGCAGAGAUUCAGAAAAACACACCAACCACAGAUUCAGACCCAUCCAUGAAGCUGCUCCACAACACAAGAAGAAACUUCAGGAAACUCUGGAGCCCUUAAAGAAGAAGUUAAAGCGUUGUGAAAAAGUUAAAAAGGAGUUUGAUCAAACAGCAGAACACAUUAAGGUCCAGGCCCAACACACAGAGAGGCAGAUUAAGGAGCAGUUUAAGAAGUUUCACAAGUUUCUAGAGGAGGAAGAGGAGGCCAGGAUCACUGCUCUGAGGGAGGAAGAGGAGCGAAAGAGUCGGGUGAUGAAGGAGAAGAUGGAGGCUCUGAACAGAGAGAUAGCAGCUCUGUCACACACAGUCAGAGUCACAGAGGACGAGCUGAGAGCUGAAGACGUCUCAUUCCUGCACAACUACAAGGUUACAGUGGGAAGAGUCCAGCAGCGCCUCCUGCUGGAUAAUCCACAGCUGGACUCAGGAGCUCUGAUAGACCAGGCCAAACAUCUGGGCAACCUGACCUUCAACAUCUGGAACAAGAUGAAGGACAUGGUCUCCUACAGUCCUGUGGUUCUGGAUCCAAACACUGCUCAUCCAGACCUCAUCCUGUCUGAGGAUCUGACCAGUGUGAGACAAGGACAGAGACAGAAGCUUCCUGACAAUCCAGAGAGGUUUGAUAAAUACCUUGUUGUCCUGGGCUCCGAGGGUUUUAACUCAGGGACUCACAGCUGGGAUGUUGAUGUUGGUGACACUAAAUUCUGGUUUUUGGGAGUGGCUACAGAGUCUGUGAAGAGGUCUGAAAUAUGGAGUGUAGGAUUGUCUUAUGGUAAAUAUAAAGCUUUCCCCCCAUCAGGCCGACCAGUUUUUCUGUCAGUGACGGAGAAGCUUCAGAAGAUCAGAGUUGAGCUUGACUGUGACAGAAAGAAACUGUCUUUCUCUGAUCUCGAUGCUGAUGAGCACAUUUGCACCUUCAAACGCACUUGUGCAAAGAAGUUGUUUCCACUCAUUGUCAAUGGAGAUGAAUUCCCCAUUCAGAUUUUACCAGCGGAGAAUGAGGAUGAUGACAGCCACAAUGACAGCGACAAUGACAGUGAUGAAGAUGAUGACAGUGAUGAUGAGGAUGAUGACAGCGACAAUGACAGCGAUGAUGAUGAUGAUGAUGAUGAGGAUGACGACACUGAUGACAGUUACCAUGAAAAAUGUAAAAAACUGAUGAAAAAUAUAAGGAGAUUAAUGUCUUGAGUAAAUAUGAAAACAUUUCCAACAUACAGACGAUCCUGUAUGAGACAGAGUAAGAGACACUUUAUUUUGGUGAUUCAGGAACUGAUGACAAAAUAUCUUAUAUUUUGAUUUGCUCUUUAUUUUAAUAUAUUACUAUUUACUCUUGAUAGUCCUGUUUUUUUUUUUUGCCUUGCUCCUGUUGUUUCUUUAUUGAUCCUUGUUAUAUACUGUAGGUUGCUUGUGUAUUUUUGAAAGGAUUUCUUCCUCCUCUUUGGCGCCCCCUCCAGUUGGUCUAAAUGCCGAUAAACAGCCAUGAAAGAUCAUUUUGGGGGUAGAAAUGAUGUAAAGUUGGUGGUUUAGUAACUGAAUCUGUCACUACUGUUGCUUUCAUUGUAAAUCAAAAAAAUCAGAUACAUGUAAACAAAAUGUAAAUUUUAGAUUACUGGAAUAAACUUACUCUCAGUUUCUCGUCCACAUUUCUAUUGGAAUAAGUGUUUUAUGGUAAUUAUAAAGCGAAGAAGAUGAAUAAUUAAACAGCUGAAUAUUUCAGCCAUGGAUGGUCUUUGUACCACGAGCUGUUGAAAGCUCUUUCCCUUUCACAUCUCUCUGACAAGUCCUGAUAAACCGGUGAAGAUUUUAACCAUAGUUCAACAUGUGCAGGGUCACUAUUUGAAACACAUACAACACUUCAGCACCACAAAGUAUUACUUAAUCGUAAAAACAAAAACCCAAAAAAGAGCAAAAGAAAGUCACAUUUGUGUCGUUCUGGAGCUGCAUUUGUUGUCUGUCCCAACCCUGGAUCUUUAGUUAUUAGUGUAGACAAUAAAUAAAUAUAGUUUUUACACAGAGUUGAUCCUUGUGAUAAAACAUCUGAGUUAUUUUAAAGCAGGUUACAAUCUUUAGUUUUGAAUUCAGUUUGAUUUAGAUUAUGUCUGAAAAAUCAAAGUUAGACCUGAACAGUUUAUUUUCUGCCUCCCUGAGUCUUUGUUUCUCUGUCACCUGACUCGUGGCUGAUUCUGAAUCAGUUUCUUUUCCUCCUUCCUCUUUGUCUUUAGAUCUUGAAUCCUUUGCAUCAUCUUUAUUACAGCAGUGGCUGGUGUUGUGGGUAAACAGCUGAUGAACUGUGGAGUCACUUUCAAACCAACUGAAACCAGAAAGCUGCAACAAAGCUAAUUAACUGAACAGUUAAAACAACUCCAUGUAUUAAAUUACAUUCACUGUCUGUCCCAUCCUGCUGGU
Molecule: messenger RNA, 2897 nt
Organism: Seriola aureovittata
Lineage: Eukaryota; Metazoa; Chordata; Actinopteri; Carangiformes; Carangidae
Product: nuclear factor 7, ovary-like
Exons: 1
Coding region: 138-1679 (513 amino acids)
Molecular function (GO): protein binding; zinc ion binding
Source: RefSeq, a predicted model, not a curated record